AUGAGAGUGCACGUAUUUGGAAAUAGCCCGUCUCCAGCAGUUGCUUCAUACUGCCUUAGAAAAGCAGCAUCAGUUAACAAAACUACAAACAUAUCAGAUAUUGUUGAAUUUGUUAAUAGACAUUUCUAUAUAGACGAUGGUUUGGUAUCACUUGCAACACCGAGAGAAGCUAUCGAUUUACUUCUGCGAAUUCGUGAAUCACUUCAAACAGGAGGUAAUCUCCGCCUCCACAAAAUUCCAUCUAAUAGCAAGGAAGUUAUGGACGCUUUUGAACAACAAGACCGUGCUAAUAACUUAAAAGAUAUUGAUUUGUGUGUUGACGAACUGCCUACUCAUCAAAGUUUAGGUCUUAAUUGGGAGUUAGAAACUGACACGUUCACAUACAAAGUUUCUCCAGAAGAAAAACCUUUCAGCAGACGAGGAUUAUUAUCCACCGUAAACGGCAUAUUCGACCCUAUGGGAUUUGUUGCUCCUAUUGUCGUUAAAGGGAAGUUGUUACUCCGAGAAAUCGCAAAUGGAUCAUACAACUGGAAUGACCCACUUCCCAGACAUCUGUUUGCAAAGUAG
Messenger RNA from Mytilus trossulus (common blue mussel), 567 nucleotides. RefSeq lists its product as uncharacterized. The record is from RefSeq and is a predicted model, not a curated record. The coding region runs from base 1 to 567 and encodes 188 amino acids. The transcript has a single exon. NCBI's taxonomy places the organism in Eukaryota, Metazoa, Mollusca, Bivalvia, Mytilida, Mytilidae.